CGUUCAUAAACCCUUGCGAUGCGCCUUCAUUUCGUUACCUCUUAAACCCUUCUCAACUCUCUCUCUCUCUCUCAACUCCCAUGAAUUCACUCGCCCCUAAAUUCCGUAAUCUUCUCCGACUUCCUGAUUUCUCCACUGCGGCGUGUCUGCAGAGGAGCUCGAAGGUUUUCUUCUCGACUGAGCCAUUCGAUUCGGGGAAUACCCCUGACAAAGAGGGCCCAGACGCCCCGGAAAUUGAGGAUGAUGAUUUUCUCACCGAGAGGCCGGAGUUACAGCUCCAGGGCGUUGAUCCCAGGAAAGGCUGGAAUUUCCGCGGCGUGCACCGGGCUAUUAUAUGUGGAAAAGUUGGUCAAGCCCCCAUUCAAAAGAUCUUGAGGAAUGGUAGAACUGUAACCACGUUCACUGUAGGAACUGGAGGUAUGUUUGAUCAGCGGACCAUAGGUUCUCAGGACUUGCCAAAACCAGCUCAGUGGCAUCGUAUUGCAGUUCAUAACACUAUGCUUGCAGCCUAUGCAGUGCAACAAAUUGCGAAAAAUUCUUCAGUUUACGUUGAGGGUGAUAUUGAAAUAAGAGUCUACAAUGACAGCAUCAACGGAGACAUAAAAAGCAUACCAGAAAUUUGUGUGCGCCGUGAUGGAAGGGUUCGGCUUAUAAAGGCAGGGGAAAGUAUGAGCAAUAUUUCCUUGGAUGAGCUACGUAAGUUUUCUUAUAUACUUGUUCACUCGCGAUCAAAUUUCUUCAACUUUUUUGGAUUUUGUAACCCAUUUCUCUUAUUUGAUUAAAGGUGAAGGAUUAUUUUAGGGAAGUCCAGUAGCUAAGUGCAUGAACACAACUUUCAGCAUGUAGGGCGAUGAAGAACCUUAAAACAAUGAGCGAAACUGAUUCCAACUGUACGUGCACAGGUCGAGACAUGUCUUGUAAUAUCUGGCAAUGUAUAUUGCCUUUACUUCUCUUGAAUACAUUUCUCUUUACUCAUAAUAUUUCGAUUUAUUUCA
Salvia miltiorrhiza (redroot sage) is the source of this 995-nucleotide messenger RNA. RefSeq names its product single-stranded DNA-binding protein, mitochondrial. Gene Ontology annotation, cellular component: mitochondrial nucleoid. The coding region runs from base 81 to 782 and encodes 233 amino acids. The transcript is spliced from 5 exons. Gene Ontology annotation, biological process: mitochondrial DNA replication; positive regulation of helicase activity. The record is from RefSeq and is a predicted model, not a curated record. NCBI's taxonomy places the organism in Eukaryota, Viridiplantae, Streptophyta, Magnoliopsida, Lamiales, Lamiaceae. Gene Ontology annotation, molecular function: single-stranded DNA binding.